AUGUCUGUGGUGGAACCGAGCACGAACGGCAAGGCCACCAUGGCUGGGUUGUCGAGGGGGCCGGGGGGUGGAGGGGAUGGCGCCGUAGAGCAGGAAAACGUUCAGGAAACAUUGGCCAAGUUCAAGAGGUUGCUGUCGCUCGCCCGGCGAAGCAUCGAGGAGAACCAGAGGCAGAUCACGGAGAAGGACGGUCAGCUCGCAGCGUUGCGAGAAGCGCUGGGUGCCGCGGAGAACGCACGCCGAAGAGACGACGAACACGGUGGAGCCACGCCGCUGCAGCUACUCCGGCGGGUUCGCGAGGGAGGCAUGUGGUGGCUGCUGGUGGAGUACGACGACGAGUACGAGACUCAGGGCUGGAAGGGCUUCGCGGACGAGGCUGCCGUCUCCGAGUUUGCCAACAGCGUGAACGUGGGGGAGCCGCUCGAAAUUCCUCCGGUGUCGCUGUCACCGGAAGAGUCGGCGACGGUGCUUGAAGACGCCCGCAAGCAAGUGGCGAGCAUCCGCGAGGAGUACCGCAAGUUCAGGGUCAAGUCGGAGCUAGGGAGGAAGCAGCGGGAGGCCGAGAUCCGGCAGGUGUCCGCCGAGAGCAUCGCCGAGAAGCAGCGGCGCAUCUCGGGGCAAGGCGCGGCGGUCGACAAGGAGCAGGUUCACGCGCUGGAGGACGAGCUGCAGCGGGUUAGGGACGAGCUCACGGACAAGGAGGAGAGCUGGAGACAUGCGUACCAGAAACAGGUAAAGGAGAUCGAGGUGCUCAAGAGAGAGGGGGGCGACACCGCGCUUGCCGCCCAGUGGCGGCAGCGCUACGAGAAGCUCAGCUUGGAAAAGGAAGAUGCCGUGGCGAAACUGGACAUGUUCAAGGGCGAUGGCGGAAGCGGCUCCGGCGGGGGCAGGGGGGGGGCAGGGGGGGGCCAGGGCGAGGCCGUGGCAUCACUGAUGAAGAAAUACCAGGACCUCAAGGAGGAGUACCGCCUCUACCGAAAGAAAGCCAUGCAUGCGAUACAGGGCGCAGGAGCAGCCGGCGGCGGGGGGGGGGGGAGUUUAGAAUUGCAGGACCCCAAGCUUCAGUAUCUGAAGAACCUGAUGCUCAAGUACCUGGGGACGGAUGAGGGGGAAGCCCGCGAGCACAUGGAGCGCGCGAUCGCGACGGUGCUCCAGUUUUCGGAGCAGGAGCGACAAGACCUGAAGGAAGCAAGACAAGCGCAGACCGUAGCGUGGAUGUCGAACUUCACGGGCAUGUUCGCAGGGAGCGCCACGGCAGCGGGGGGUGGGGGGGGCGCCCAAUCGUCGCCAGCAUCACCGGCAGUGGCCGCAGGAGGGGGAGCCAGACGAAUGAGCGGCGGCGGCGCAAUCGCAUGACCAUGUUUCAGGCCCAGUUUUUGUUUUUAUUGUGGUGUCUUGCAAGAAAACCGUUUUCAUUUUUGACGGGAAAAAAAAGGUUUUUUGGGGGUCCUGGGUGGAAGCAUCGUCGAAGGAAGGCCCGUGCCCAGAUGGUGGUGACAAGCUUGUCACGCCGAGGGCGGUUUUUAGCGGAAUUGUUUUGGCGAUGCAGCAAGAGAGUUGGCAGGCUAGUUGGGUAGGGGACACCUUCGUAUCAUCCCCGGGUUUUGCCUCUUGGUGGUCCUGCCGUGGGUGACCACGUGGAAUGGGCCGGACUUAUAGCUAGUGGUUUUUGAUGUGUGAAAGCGCUGCGACUUUUUGUCGUUGAUUGUGUCGCGAGGUUUACUAGGGCUGCGUCUCGAGAAAACUCGAUUGGUUUGAGACGGGUCUCGCUUACGACCCGGACGGGAUUGAAUGGGGCGUGCAAGGAUAACCGCACCUUUGUUUUGAUCGGACCGUGUUGUACCCAAGAUGAAAAAGAGAGCUUUAAUAACAUAUAAUUGCCUUCAGCUGUCUUUCCAGGUAUAUACCGCAGACAGAACGUUGCUAGAUGCCGAUAAUUGGAGCGGAGAGCAACUGCUUUGAACGAAAGCUCGCCGGCUCCGUCUUCUUCAAAGUUCACUCGUUAUCUACCUACGUUCUUCGUAUUCGUAUCUAUGUUUGGUGCGUUCUUGUUGGCCCUUUCUCUGGAAGAUUACGAGAAGUCGCCGCGUUGGUAGACCAGUGCAAGCAGCAAUACGGUGGGGCAGGCAAGCACGAAAUGG
Messenger RNA from Ectocarpus sp. CCAP 1310/34, 2141 nucleotides. The record is from the annotation of a GenBank genome assembly. NCBI's taxonomy places the organism in Eukaryota, Phaeophyceae, Ectocarpales, Ectocarpaceae.